GCCCACGAGCAACGCGGUAACUGGGCCGUAGGGUUGUCUAAUGUUGGAAAAAACGCGCAUGAAGAAGCUGAUGAACGUUGAUGGCAUGAAAUGGUUUGGGGCGUAUGAUCAGUCACCGGAGGUAUCGCUCACCAUCACGUGGCCUUCCUUCUCAGGUUCUUCACGUUACACGUCAAUAACUUCAGCAGUAAGAUGGACGUACCGCGCGCAAACGAAGCUAAAGGCAGUGAAAAUUUCCUGCCAUUUCCAAGCACGAAUACCGAAAUCUUAGCACGAGGAGUUACAGUCUUACCAUUCUUGCCUUUGGCCGCCAGAUCCUUGAUGAAAAUGGAGGAAAGCUUCGAAACUGCUAUAUCCUCCCUGAAUCCGAGGCAUGCGCUGCUCCGGCGGCGUUCACGCGUCUACAUGUUUAUUCCCCCCGUACCGGACAUCCCACGUAUCCUGUUCAAUCUAGAGUGGACGAUGUUCACGGAGUGCAUGUGUCUUGACUACGAUGGGCGCACUGGUCAACGCUAUUUCCAAUACAACCUCAGAAUGGUGAAAAUGUAUCAUCUCUAGGAGGAGAAAUGUUAGGCUGCAACGCAAUCGUACUGUAUGUUCAGCAAAC
This is a messenger RNA of Somion occarium, 607 nucleotides long. The record is from the annotation of a GenBank genome assembly. NCBI's taxonomy places the organism in Eukaryota, Fungi, Basidiomycota, Agaricomycetes, Polyporales, Cerrenaceae.